AUGUCCUGCUCCAGCGAGUCCUGCGGCGUGAGCUGCCCCCAGCCCAUUGCCGAGAGCGCCAACGAGCCGUGUGUGCAGCAGUGCCCCGACUCCAGAGCCCUGAUCCUGCCCCCACCAGUGGUGGUGACCAUCCCGGGCCCCGUGCUCAGCACCUUCCCUCAGGAGAGCAUUCAGGCCGUGGUGGGCUCCUCCGGAGCACCGGCCUUUGGUGGCUCCCUGGGGCUGGGCGGCCUCUACGGUGCCGGUGCCACCCAGGCCUCGGGGGGCCUCUGCACCUUUGGCAGAGCCUAUGCUGCUCCCACCUGCAGCCCUUGCGCCCUGCCCCGCUACAGCAAGAAGCUCUGGAAUACCUGCGGAUCCUGCUAG
Pyrgilauda ruficollis (rufous-necked snowfinch) is the source of this 366-nucleotide messenger RNA. Its product is annotated as scale keratin-like. Gene Ontology annotation, molecular function: structural constituent of cytoskeleton. Lineage: Eukaryota; Metazoa; Chordata; Aves; Passeriformes; Passeridae. Gene Ontology annotation, cellular component: intermediate filament. The transcript has 2 exons. The record is from RefSeq and is a predicted model, not a curated record. Bases 1 to 366 code for a protein of 121 amino acids.